This is a messenger RNA of Pseudophryne corroboree (corroboree frog), 2487 nucleotides long. RefSeq names its product mitoguardin 2 (gene MIGA2). Bases 409 to 2181 code for a protein of 590 amino acids. The transcript has 16 exons. The record is from RefSeq and is a predicted model, not a curated record. Gene Ontology annotation, biological process: mitochondrial fusion. Lineage: Eukaryota; Metazoa; Chordata; Amphibia; Anura; Myobatrachidae.
AACCACCCAUGUGUGAGGGACGCGGAUGCCUCGCUUGCUGUACGGAUUGGACAUCACUGUGACAGGGGCGGGUCAUUCUGCAUUGGAUUGGUUGUGCGAGAUGUCCCUGUGACUGUAGGGUUCGGCUGCGCUGUAUUGGAGGAGACGCUGCCCUUCUGGAGCCUGGAAGCACUGAGUGCGGAUUGGAGCUGCUGUUUUGCUUCUAUCCAUCCAGCUAAUGCCAGGUGCCCUGCUGCUACUCACGUCAAAUGUCCAGUGCUGAGUCUCACAUAAGAGGAGCUGAUAGGUUGAUGCAGGUGUCCCAUCAUCCAAUCAUGUACCUUGCGUCUGAUCCGGAACAGAUGGAUUUGAUGUCUGCACUGGAAUAGAUUAUUUUUCUUGUGUCUGCGCUCUGCCUAUCUAAUCAGUAUGGCAUUCCAGAGAGCGGAGGGCAUGUCCAUUAUCCAGGCUUUGGCUAUGACCGUGGCAGAAAUACCCGUAUUCUUGUACACAACCUUUGGACAGACUACCUUCUCUCAGCUCAGACUGUCACCAGGGCUGCGGAAAGUCCUGUUUGCCACCGCUCUGGGAACAGUGGCCCUGGCCCUGGCCGCUCACCAGCUAAAAAGGCGAAAGCAUAAGAAAAAGCAGAUAACAGCAGAUAGCGGAGGCCUGAAGCCGGGCGGGGUCCCUGCAGCAGUCUUACCUGUAAGACACACCUCUUCUGUACAGAAAGGAUACACUCGUAGGGUGCAGAGCCCAAGCUGUAAGAGCAAUGACACACUCAGUGGCAUUUCAUCUAUUGAGCCAAGCAAGUACUCAAGCAAGCACUCAAGUUCCACUCACAGUCUGGCUUCAGUGGUGGCUGUGAACUCCUCCAGUCUGAAUGCUACAUCCCCAGGACCGUGGCAGUCUGAGGAGCUGGAUGAACAGUUAGGGGCAGAUGACUCCAAUGCAGAAAACCUUUACAUACAAGGAAUUGAGCUGUUUGAAGAAGCUCUGCACAAAUUCGAGCAGGCUCUUAACGUUGGACAACGGUGCAGCUCAAAUACCCCAACUGCUCAGAAUAAUGAGCUCAGUGAUCGUCUCUCCGAGGGCCUACCUGAGGGCUCUCAAAAUAAGGAUUUUUCAGGUAAACUAGAGGCCUUGCUGAAUCGUGCCUACAACUUGCAGGAAGGAUUUGGCAGCAUUCCUCCCGAUAACAUGCUGCUGGAUCUGGAAGGAGCGCUGCAGUUCCCACUGGGGGAAGGCAGGAGAAUGCUGCGCAUGGAUGACGACCUAAGUACAAUAUCAGAGGACUCCUUUUUCUCUGCAGUGGAGCUUUUUGAUGCUUUAUCGAUGAACGAAGGCUCGUUUAUUCCCCCCAAGCCGGCAGCGGCAUAUGAAGAGGCAAUGAGGCUGGUACAGGGUGGAGAAGUGGCUUGCCGGACAGUGAGAACGACGUUGCUGGGAUGUUAUAAUGACCAGGACUUUCUGGCCAAGCUGCACUGUGUCCGUCAGGCCUUCCAGUUGUUACUUCAGGAAGAAGGGAACCAGUUGUUUUUUGGCGAAGUUGGGAAGCAGAUGGUGACGGGACUUAUGGUGAAAGCUGAAAAGAACCCUAAAGGAUUCAUUGAGAAUUAUGAAGAGAUGGUGCGUUAUUCUCUAAAGGAAGAGACGUGGCCCACCACACAGAGAGAGCUCGAAGGACGAGGGGUGGUCUGCAUGAACUUCUUUGACAUAGCACUGGAUUUUAUCCUAAUGGACGCCUUCGAGGACCUAGAAGACCCACCGAUGUCUGUGAUUGCUGUACUGCGUAAUCGCUGGCUGUCCGACAGCUUCAAGGAAACUGCACUGGCAACGGCUUGCUGGUCCGUUUUAAAAGCAAAACGGAGACUUCUCAUGGUUCCAGAUGGCUUCAUAUCACAUUUCUACUCCGUAUCGGAGCAUGUCAGCCCAAUAUUAGCAUAUGGAUUUCUCGGUCCGAAAGAGAAUUUAACAGAAAUCUGUAAUUUUUUUAAGUUCCAGAUAGUGCAGUAUUUAAAGGACAUGUUUGACCUGGAUAAGGUGAGAUACACUACAGUCCAAUCCCUGGCAGAAGACAUCCAGCAUCUUUCACGCAGACGCAGCGACAUCCUCCUGGGAUACCUUGGUGUGGACACAGUGCGUGAGAUGAAUGGGGAUGUCCCUGCUGGAGACAGAGCCCAGGAUCUCCACCUCUAACUGCAGUGAUGGAAGCCACGCUGAAGGACUUUAGGCUGCACUGAUGUACAGAUAACCGGAAUCUAGGGCAGCGGGAGGAGAUGGAAAAAAAUCCCUGCUGCUGGUUUUACUAUUUUAAUUUAAAUUAUUACUUGCACAAUUUUUACGCCCAUUAUCUGUCGGCGGACACGAAUGGAGAUCACGGAUUUUAAUUCAUUAUUUGUAUUAUAAACUAUUUACAAAGCAAACUAUGAAGGUAAAAGACAAAAGGUUGUAACUUGAUUUUUUAUUUUAAUUUGUGGUUUUUGUUUAUGAAUGUUGUUUAGU